UAUAUAUUAACAAAUAUAUUUUUUAGUGCAAUAUUUUUAUAAUUGAAAAUUUUAUAUACUGAGGGCUCUGAGAAGUCAGGUGACGUUCGUAAAGCAGAGAUAAGUAAAAUGGCAGGCAAUAUGGUCAACAAAAAGUCGGAGUGUAACCACAAUGUAAAACCACCUAUUCAAAAGAAAUUUGUUAAAAAACGCAAAAUUGAUGAUGUUAAUGAUAUCCACAGAAGUGAGUUUGUUGUCAACAAGGGUUUAAGUCCCUUUGACAAGCGGCGUGAAUUACACCUUGGAAAGAAAACCAAGCUAGAAGAGAAUAAAGUGUUUGGAUGUAAGGAUAAUUUGAAGAAAGUUAUUAAUAUUGGUUUAAAAAAAAUUGCAAAAACUGAACUAAAACCAAAACCGACAAAUACAAAAACAAAGGAACAUGUUGGCAAAAUAAAUACUUUAAAAUCUUUACCCCCACCAGCAGUCUCUGGUGAAGACCAUAAUAUAUAUCGUUUCGGAGAAGAGGAUCUUGAAGAAAUUUCUCAAUGUGAUUUGAAUCAUCCUUUGAUAAAAAUUGCGAAAUCAUAUCUGCAAGGUCAAGAAAAUAUAGCAGCGGUAUUUAAGGCUUUUGAUGAGAAUACAAAUUCAGUGAAAACUGAAUUUAAACAUGUUAUGCGAAACACAGACGAUAUGGAUGCAUAUACGAAAAACCGCAUUGCUACCCUUAAACUGAAAUAUGUUACGACCAGUUUAAAGGUUAAAAAACUAAUGGCAGAUGUUAACAAGAUCAGAACUGAAUUAGAAUAAGAGCAAAAGAAGAAAAGAUCUGAUCCAGCUUCCUUAACUUGGUGUUGUAUCGAUGUAGCAUGUAACAUAAUCUUUCUUAUAAUUUACAUUUAUUUAUUGAUUGUCAUAAUUAUAUAUUGUAAUAAAUGGG
Teleopsis dalmanni is the source of this 916-nucleotide messenger RNA. RefSeq lists its product as uncharacterized. NCBI's taxonomy places the organism in Eukaryota, Metazoa, Arthropoda, Insecta, Diptera, Diopsidae. The transcript has 4 exons. The coding region runs from base 109 to 786 and encodes 225 amino acids. The record is from RefSeq and is a predicted model, not a curated record.